GUUAUCUCCGUCUUUCCAAUGCCGUCUCGAUCGGAUCAUCCCACAGCUCUCCCUCGCGAUACCAUAUCUCCACGACCUUCGCGGCAGACCCAUGGGGCUACUUGAGUCGGCGUUGAAGUGAUCCGCACCCCUCCUUCGGCCGCGGCGUGGCUUUAGUCAACGUCGUCGCAUCCCUACCGCCAUUCGAGUUCGAGAUGAUGCGAUCAAGAGACCCUCGGGUCCGCCAGAGGAUCAAUCAAAUCUCUCACAACCUCGAAUCCGCGAAUGAGACGGCUCAGGAGGGUCUUUAUACCUUCUCCCAUAAUUACCUGGUCCCGUGUUUUGCAGCGAUUGGAAACUGCGUCUACGCGUGCACUGCGCCUUGUCUACCCAGCCGCGAAGACCAGCUUCGACGUCGCCGACGCGGUCGUGCAGAGGCGAAUUUCGACUUCUACGAUGACUGGGAUAAUGAUGAAUCGAAUGAUGGGCUUCUCGGAUGGGGAACAGACGAGCUUGAUCGCUUGUUGGCAGGGAGUGGUUUGGCUCGUGGUAGCUCAGAACAGCCUCGAAGGCAACGAAAAAUGAGUUAUGGCGCUCGACGCACCAGGAAAAAGAGCACUGCUAUAGUUAAUGACGAUCGAAAUGACCCAACUGUUAUUCCAAGCUCCUCAUUUUUGGGCUUCCUGGAGCGGCUCCCGUGGAGAUUCGGCGCACGGGGCCUCAAAUACCGCCCGUCGGCGGCAGACCUUCAAGAACACCCUGCAGGACUGCUGCGACGGCAUGACCACGAGAAUGAACCUCUCAUAGAAGAAACUGAAGAAAGUGAGGGUCAAUGUUCUGGAAGAAAUGGGAGAUACAGGAGUUCGACACAAUCUUCCCGGGACACGAUCAAUUCCUUGAGCUCACGGGGAGAUUUGAUCCCCAGCGACGAGGAAGAGGACGCAGUUCCCUUGAGUGACGAAUUUGCUCUUGCUCUUGCAAGUCGUCGAGGAACGGGGUUGGAUUCGAUUGACCUUAUAGGUGACAAGCCUUCAAGUAUGAGGUCAGUGUCUGGAACAUUUAGUCUAAGGACAACUGCCUCUUCCAAGGAGUUGAAGCAGAAAAAGAAAAAGAGAAGUAGCCGGCUGCGAUCUCCGCAAGGGUCAUACGUAGAGGUCACUCAAGAAGUCAGCACACCUACCUUGGCCGACCUCAAAAAGGAAGAGGACCAAGCUGAGCUCCGAGAAGAAUCAGAAGUUGCGAGGAGAAGGCUUAUCGCGCAACAACUGGCCUCUUCUCGUGGCCUAGAUCAAACCAAAGACGAGGUGUCACAUUCACAACCUCUGUCGCCACAACCGCAGACUGUUUCUUCAGACACUACUCACCAUGAGUCCCCUGACACCCCUCUAGACUCAGCUGUAAAAGACGGCACUACUCAGAGUCAAGUCACUCAACCCUUGCGGAACCCACGUUCUCCCGGAGAUGAUUCACAAACAGAACCAUUUCCGCCAUUUCCUUCCACUCCUGACUUCCACGAAGUCGGUUUUCCAUACCAGCACGGCUAUUUUCAAAACCGGAGCAAUGAUCCGAGUUCAUCUGGACCGGCGGACCCAUCAAGAACCCACGAAGAUAGGGCCUCUGAAGGCACCGGUGGAGAUUAGCCUUGUUAAAGAGAGAGCUGCUGUUGCGAUUUUAGGUUUGCGGGUCAAACCUCAACCAUCUAGUUCAUAUUUCCCUGGGAGUUUCUAAGAUAUGGGGACACACGGCUGUUUCCUAUCUUUCCCGGUGACUUCUGGACUGUAUAUUAUUAUGAUAUGACUCACGAAACUUGAAUAUAUACCCUAUUUUGAGAAUG
Molecule: messenger RNA, 1813 nt
Organism: Aspergillus heteromorphus CBS 117.55
Lineage: Eukaryota; Fungi; Ascomycota; Eurotiomycetes; Eurotiales; Aspergillaceae
Exons: 2
Coding region: 195-1619 (474 amino acids)
Source: RefSeq, a predicted model, not a curated record